GUUUAUAAUGGGUCUUAGUGUACGAAAUUGACUAUUUCUUUCUCUAGCUCCAAUAACUAAGACAAUAUAUCGUGUAUAUAUAUGUGUGUGUGUAUUCGGGAGAAGCAAGAGUGUUAAAGAGCAAGCUGCAGGUUGCAAUCAUAUUCCUUGACGUUAUAUAUCUCUUCAUUUUCAAAUCUUUUCAAUUUUUCGAAAAUGCAGGCGGAGGAGACAGUUGUAUUCAAGUUGGAUGUUUCUGAUAAAGGAGUCAGACGGAGAGUUAUGGAAGUUGUCUGGAUGUUUUCAGUUACUUUCGCAGACGUCAACCAAAAAGGCAUACUAAAGACGAGGGGAAAUUUUAAUAAGGAAAGUAUGGGGAUUAAACUACAGAAGAUCGAUAAAACUGUUGCGAUACUCGACCCAACGCAAUUACCAAAUCGUUCUGACAUUCCUAAACCGAAGAAUAUGGGUGUAUUCAAGUUUGAAGUUCUUGAUGAAAGGAUCUUACAGAAAGCUAACAAAGCUAUUUGGAAGUUUCCAGGAGUUACCUCCGUGGAGGUCAAGGAAAAAGAUCAACUAGAGGUGAUGGGCGAAUUUAAUAAUGUUGAAAUGUCGAGUAAACUAAGGAAGGUAGAUAAGUAUGUUAGCUUAACCGAGAUUGGACCAGAGGUAGAGGAGCAGAAGCCACCACAUAAGAUGUUCAAAGGUAUGUCAUCAUUUGCCGGUAGCUCAUCAAGAGUCCCGACACAUGAUGAGAGACUGAUCAAGAACACAAGCACGUUCAUAGGCACAGGUGCACGUGCGCCUCUACGUGCAGCUGCUCCCAAAGCAAAUGCGUAUACGCCAGUAAAUCAACCAGGAGCCUUCGUUGAACGGAACCAUGGCAGGAAUAAUCAAAUAGCGCGUGCGCCUGAGCGUUUAGCUGCUCCCAAAGUAAAUCAGCCAGGAGCCUUCGUUGCACAGAACGAUGGCUGGAAUAAUCAGAUAGCCCGUCGAGGCGGCCCUUAUUGGAUCCAAGAAUCGGAUAAUAUACGUGUUGUGAACAAAGAUGAUAAGAAAGUUCUCGCAGCAUGGAUCCCAGGAAGUGGAAAAACACAUGCGAUAACGCAAGGUUCCAAAAGCUACUCAUCAUUUGUUCCGAGCUCAAGCAGUAUUGAGGGUAAUCCAUAUUCAUCCACGCAAUCAAGUAGUAUGGGAAAUCAUUCUCAAUCCUCACAAUUAACCACAACGAGUGGAUUCACGAAAUCAACCACAACGAGUGGUUUCACGCAACCACCACUAUCAUCAUCAUUUGCAAAGAACAAGAGGAAAGGCAAAUCUAACCUCUGAAAUUUUCCACAAAAUAAAAAAAGUGACUCCUCUAUUAGAUUUCAUAUAUCCUUUUUCCAAAAUAAAGUAUGUGUGUCCUUGUAUUUUGUGGUGUUUAAAUACAUGUUGGCGUUCUAGUACUUUUGUUAACUUUAAGAAUUGAUCAUGUCGAUGCUUCGUACUAAUUUCCGUAAAACAAAAAACUUAUAUCAAAAAUCUGGAUCGACUGCUUACACUGAACCGCCAGUCUAUACUAAACUACCAAUAAAGACCUUUUGUUGAUGUUCAUGUCUCUGGUUAGCAAGCUAUAAUUUUACCUUAAUUACUCUCAAUUGAUGUUAGAAGCUUUCGGAUCACAUUAGCAAAUAGCAAUGAUGUAUAUAUACUCGUUACCAUUGUAAUAAGAAAGACAUCUUCUCCAAUUCUGCAUCCUAUCAGAGUCCGAUCCAAACAAUCCAAUCUAAUCCAUAAUCGAUAUGUAAUCAGAAGAUAGUCCAUCGAUCCUUGCCUAAACCCAAGGUUGGAGAAGCAGAGGUAGAGGAACCGAAGCGAGCACCCUAUAAGUCGUUCAAAGCUACGCAACCAAAUGCUGCUCCCAAGGCAGAUGUUGCCAGUAGCUCAGGAGUCCCAACAUAUGAGAAACUGCUCAAAAACAUAGGCACCUUCAUAGGCGGAGGUGCGCGUGGGCCUGAGCGUGUAGCUGCUUCCAAAGCAAAAGCAAAUGGGCCGAUACAAGGAGCCUUCGGUGCACAGAACUUUGGUUGGAAUGAUCAAAUAGCGCAACGUUGGGACCUCCCUGUUGAGGAAGCAAAAGCGGUACGUAUUGCGAGAGAAAACGCAGAAAAUCUACGUAUUGAGAGAGAAAACGCCGAGAAACGACGUAUUGAGAAAGAAAAGGUGGAGAGGCAACGUAUUGAGAGAGAAAACGCCGAGAAACGACGUAUUGAGAAAGAAAAGGCGGAGAGGCAACGUGUUGAGAGAGAAAAAGCGGAGAGGCGACGUGUUGAAAGAGAAAAAGCGGAGAAGCAACGUGUGGAGGAAGAGAAGGCGGAAAGGCGACGUGUUGAGAAAGCAAACGCAGAGAGGCGAGAGAAAGAAAACGCGGAAAGGCGACGUAGGGAGAAAGCAAUAGCGGAUAAUCAACGUACUUCAACAUGGAACACAGGAAGUGGAACAUCAUCACAAGCGCUAACGCAAGGUUCCAUGAGCUACUCAACAUUUGUUCCGAGCUCAAGCAGUAUGAGGAAUCCUUAUUCAUCCAUGAUACAAUCAAGUAGUAUGGGGAAUCAUUCUCAAUCCUCACAAUCAAGCAGUAUGAGGAAUCAUUCUCAAUUCGCACAAUCAAGCAGUAUGAGGAAUCCUUAUUCAUCACCGAUACAAUCAAGUAGUAUGGGAAAUUAUUCUCAAUCCUCACAAUCAAGUAGUAUGGGGAAUCCUUCUCAAUUCAACAAAAGAAAUAAGUGACUCUCUAUUUAGAUUUCAUAUCUUCUUCCAGAAUAAAAUCUCUAUGUCCUCGUUUUCUUCUUUCUUCCUUUUUUUUUUGUUGCCAAAUAAUUAAAGUUUGUGUCCUUGUUUUUUUGUGUGUGUGGUGUUUAUAAAAUAUUGGCUUUCCAUUACUUUUGUUAACUAAAAGGAUUGAUCAUUCA
Molecule: messenger RNA, 2933 nt
Organism: Thlaspi arvense
Lineage: Eukaryota; Viridiplantae; Streptophyta; Magnoliopsida; Brassicales; Brassicaceae
Source: the annotation of a GenBank genome assembly